AUGGCUUACGAAGAACGGGUCGCCGUGCAGAAGAUUCUCGAUGAGCGGAUGACAGAAAAUUUCAAAAAUUUCAUGGAAAAGUACAAUAUGUAAGUUUUUCUUUCUCCGUAAACGUUCUACUGAUCAGAACGGAGAUUGCAAAAACUAAACAUUUAAGUUGAGAUAUUUUCGAUUAAUCAUUUUCUGCAAUGGUGACUGCUUAUUGAAACGUGUUUUGAAUGAGCUUCACUUAAUUUACUAUCUAAUUUAUUUCCAGUAAGCCCAAGGAACCUGUCGUGGAGAAAACGCAACCUAAAAGUGUAGAUAAAGAAGAAAAAAACAGCCGCUACGUAUUUCAGGUGAUUAUUAUUUUUAGAUCUAUUUUUUCUGUUUUUUUCAAGUCCGUUGACUGUUUUUUCAGAAAACAAGUAGAGAUUGGGAGUUCAAAAUGCCGAAGAAUCCGCCAGAAGACAAGGAUGUAUCGUACAUCAAGAUGUUGUGCAUGACUCGCGAAGUUUUCAGAGACUAUCAAGAAAAUGCUGACAAAAUGGAUGAAAUGCUGGAUACGACUGUUUGAAAAGAAAUCAUACGAAUAGUUCAAAGUUGAUUUUAGGUGAAAGGAUGCCUAGUGUUAGAAAAAAUUGGCCAAAUUCGAGAGAAAAUGGCUGAAGUGGUACAAGAACGGUAUGAGAAGGUUCGGGAGCUCAAGAAUUUGUACAAAGUUCUCUACGAUACCGAGAAAAUGGUCCAUCGUCUGCGCAACGUGUGAGUUCAAUCUCUUUCAGGUUAAUUGUGAGCAAAGAUGAUCUUAUCCCAAGUUUACUGUAUUAUAAUCGGUUCGACUUAAAACAGGAACAGGCAGCUUGGACCCGUAGGGACGCUUUCUUUGAGAUUUGUGUUAUUUUUAUAGUCUUUUCAGAUUUUGAAUGUCAAGUCGUCGCUCAAGCUCCGCCUCUAAUGGUGCGAUAAACCAAUCAGAGAGCGAGCCAUUCACAGAGUUUUUUUGAAUGACGUCAUUGCACUUCACAUUUAAAAUCUGAACAGAUUAUAGUUUCUGUCUGUUUUGAAGGGCUCAUCGAUUGAAAAAAAAAUUGAACUAGUUAGAAGCACUUUGCGAUAAAGACGCUUCUGGAUGUCGAAUCCCGUUUUAUUUCACUUUAGAAAAUUUUUAUAGAAUAUUGAGCUUCUCACUCCCAAACCUCGUAUAUGACUUCUUCUCUAUACAACUUCAGGAUUUCCAGGUCUCCUGAAGAGUUUUACGAGUUCAAACAAAGACACAAGAAGAAGUACUCUAAAAUAGACAAGAUCGUAAAUUCCAAGGUUUCUAAUUCACUAAAAGAAAAUCACAAGCGUCGCCAAAAUGAAAUUCAGAAAUUCGAAUAUCGUGAGAAGAAAAAGAGAACCAAGAUCAUGGAACAGAUCAAUGAAGCUUUGAGCGUGUUGGACAAAGAAAUCAAGAAAAACAAGAAAAAAUCGUCAGUCAUUUUGAAGGUAGCUUCAGGUGAGGUUAUUUUUUGCUGCGAAACAGAUGUAUCGAAAUUUUGAGAUUCAUUCGAGUCUGAGACGACGUCAAGUUCGUUCGCCUUCGAACGAAGAGUGGCCCCUAAAGUGGAGAGACUGGAUCUGAGUGAAUUGGAGGUCUUGCAGCGAUUUAGAACAACUCACGUCAAAGUCGAAUGUUCCAGGGAGAACCUCACAAUUUUGCCAUUGAUAAGAACUCAUCGAGGAGAGUGUCAUUUUCGACUCCUUCGGUUAGCUCGUCUGUUUUUGGAGAGAGGGAGUCUAGAGAAGGUAAAUUAUCGUGGGUGUUGAAAAUAAUUCGAAAAUCGUUUGGCUGAAGACGCUGAGACUGUUGUGUUGAACGAUUCUCAACGCUCUUCUUCCGAUUCUUGGACCAGGUGGGUAUUUUUUGGUUCUGACUUUGAAAUGGAGUGAAAUCUAUAUCAUUGUGAACAUUUUCUAUGAAAUAUACGUUUUAGAAAAAAAAGUUUUUUUUAGUUUAUAAAAGUAGUAUCAGACAAAAAAAGUUUUUAUACUUUCUAGAUAAUUUCCCGAAAAACAAUCAAGUUGAUCAGAACUUCUUAAUUUUCGAAAAUGAAGUUGCCUGCAACCUCAACCUCUCAAAUUUUAGUUUUUGAGGGCAAAAUUUCUAAAAUCGAAGAAUGCCAUCAAGGUCAUUAGAAGGAAUUUGAUUUUAAACCAUUUUGUAAGCUCGAGAGUUUUCAUAAAUUCUGAAAUUUAAUAAAAGCAUUCUCGCGAAACUGUUGUUUCAGACGCUAUGAUACUAAGUAUCCCACAGAUUCGACAGCCGAAACUCAGUCGCUAUCGCAAAGAGAGGUUUUAAUUUUUAGCCAAGUCAACUAAGAUCGACCUUUUCAGGAUAACUUAUUUCUGGAUGUUUCGACGGCCCGUGAAUUGAACGAUUCUCUCGCCGCCUACAUCGAGUCUGAAAUGAACGAAAGCAAAACCGAUAGAACUAAUGAAGAAGAAGCUAGAGAAAAAUCUAAAAAAGUCGGAUGAGAACUUCAAAAACAUUUUUUUACUGUUCAGAAACUAGACUCACAAGUAUCAAUCAAUGUUGAGCAGGCCACUAGCAAUGAGUCUGGAAACAGUUCAGAAGGAGAUAGGAAUUCUGUAAGUUCCAUCUGAUUCAGAGGUUGAAGUGUCGAACAAUAUAUUUCAGAAGAAAGUUCCUCGAGCUGAAAAAUCAGAAGAAGCCGAAGAAAAAAGUUUGGAUGACGAUUCUGGGUUUCUUUUGCCUAAGGUAUUGAUGAAAACUUGAAUUUCUGAAGCUAUUCAAAUAAAAAAUUAAUUUGGAAACGAUAUUAAAGUUUUGAGGUACCGAGAAGAGAAAGGAAGAUGGCGGAAGUUUUCGACGACACUCCUAGAGCUGAAAGUUGGUCUUUCCAUUCAGUUUUUAUUCCAAUGUUCAUAUCAAUUUAUCGCGUCUUUGGUGUUUUCAAGAUCAUGAUGGUUUUUCUAGAAACGGCAGAGUUCAGUUAAAAUCUUCAAAAGCAAGUCUAAACCAACUUGAAUUCGAGAAAAUAUGGCAGCGAAAAAAUUGAAUUGAGUUUUAAGUUGACGUGGAUCCCAUUCCCCCUGCAGAAGAAAAGGCGCCGUGGAUCACUGAAGAAACUCUUCAAAAAAUUGUAAGCCCAUGAAAAUUUUCCCUCUUUCAAUUGGCUUGAAAACAGGGUGAAAAACUAGCUGAGAAAGUUUGGGAGGACCGAGAGAAACUCCGAGGAAAAGACUUCGCGGCAUCGCUGAACGUCUGGGAAAAGCCGAAAAUAGACGAACUUCUGUCCGGAGAACACUCGACGGAGAUGAAGGACUCCUUCGACUCAUUCAUGUUAUUAUUCCAAGAUUUACUGUUUCAAGCAUUUUUCUGUUCAGGAUCCGCAUCUGGGGGACUAUCGCUGAAGUUUUGAACAGGCAUUUGGAACUGGUUGGCAGAUUUCUUGUAUUCUCUAAUUUUCAUUUUUCAAUUUUUAGUUUGAAACUGGAGAAGAAGCUAAGGAGCACUUUUUGAAAGAGGCUCUGAAGGCGUUGCGCGACCGAUUUCUGGUAGACAACUUCGAGUGGAUUACUGGUUCAGUUUUUUUGUAUGGCAGCUGGUUUCGAACCGCUCUAGACUUCUCUUAAAGCAUGUUUUACGAUUUUCCAGUUUUUUUUUUCGUAUUUUAGAAUUAAAAAAAAACUAUUUUUCAUGACAAGCUGAAAAAAAAUUGUUCUCAGCGUUCCUACACAAUAUUUGAACUAAUAGGAAAAGUCAUUACAGCGCAUGAUAAUGAUAAUAGUUCAAGUUUUGGUAUGACAUCACCUCAUGAAAUUUCAGGGACACGUAAUUCCAAGCGAAGGAAAUUAAUAAGAUAAAAUUUAUUGGCUUGAAAUUGCAAAAACUCUGAAUUUUUUUGAAUUGCUGAUACAGUUGAAAUAGAAAGCUGCAAAAAAAUACCUCUUAAAAAAACAAAACUAACUUUCUUGUUCAAACCUUCCAAAUUUCACGUUUCAAUAAAAAAAUUUUCCACUUGCGUUCAAAGUUGAAAUGAUUUUCGACUAAAAAGGAGCUAUUUUACUUUUUUUGUAAAAUUAGUUUUCCAGAAGUGCAACUGUGUCAACGUAUGGAACAUUUGUCGUUACUCGACGUGGACUACCGCCUUUAUAAUCGCAACAGAACGCCGCUGGACAAUCGGGAGGAAAUCCAGUUGUUACAGCAAUUUAUGGACUCGACUUGGCAUCUUUAUCAUCCCAACCGAACGGUUCACCACGUCUUGAGUAGUUCUAACCAGAUUUUUCUCAAGGCCGCUCUUCUGAACGAAUUAGCUCAAGACGAGAAAGAUCAACUUUGUGUGGAAGUUCUCCGAGAGGAAGUCGCUACUUACUACGAAUAA
Messenger RNA from Caenorhabditis auriculariae, 4370 nucleotides. The record is from the annotation of a GenBank genome assembly. NCBI's taxonomy places the organism in Eukaryota, Metazoa, Nematoda, Chromadorea, Rhabditida, Rhabditidae.